AUGGACGCGCCGCCCAUCACGCCCGGGGAGCUGCUGUGUCUGGGCUCCAGCCUUGCCUUCUCCGGCCUCUUCUACUACCUGUACAGGAAGAAAGCCAGAGUCGUGGCACGCAUACAGGAGGCCCCAAAGCUUCAGGUUGAUGACAGUUUACCGGCAGUGGUGUCUGUAGCCGAUGGGAGGUGCCUGCCUUAUGUUGCCCUAGAAGGCAUAGUGCUACCAGCCAAGGCUGCGCUGACCAGCCAUUACCAUGAGGGGCUGCAGGGUGUGAUCCAGAAAUUGCUUCUAAAAGAGCAUCGGCUGAUCUGGAACAGCUUGGCCCGGAACUGGAGCGAGAGUGAGCGGGUGCUCUCGGAGCAGGUCUACACUGUGCCCUUCUUGCUGGCCUCGCCAGACACCGACGCGGUGACGCAGGUGAGCGUGGAGAGCCCGCUCCGAUACCUGAGCGGGGAGAAGCCCAAGGGCAUCCUGGAGACAGAGGAGAUGCUGCGCGUGGGGGCCGGGCUGACAGGCAUCGGGGAGCUGGCCCUGCACCCGGACGGCUCCCUGCACCUCCAGCCACCAGCCCAGGGGGGCGAGUAUUUCCUGUGCCUGGGGGACUGGCAGACGGUGCUGGCGGAGCUGGAGUCGGCCAGCGGGCUCUGGAAGGGGGUGGCCAUGCUGUGUGCCGCAGCAGGCCUGGCCGUCCUCCUGCAUGCUCUGUGCCGUGCCUAUCGCCGCGCCCGCCUCAGGCAGCGGCCCGAGGACAAGGAGCCGGAGGGCGAGGAGGCCGAGGACGGGGGGCUUGAGGACUCCUGCGUGAUCUGCCUGACGCAGCCCCGCGAGUGCGUCCUCUUGGGCCGCGGCCAACUC
Molecule: messenger RNA, 849 nt
Organism: Mesitornis unicolor (brown roatelo)
Lineage: Eukaryota; Metazoa; Chordata; Aves; Mesitornithiformes; Mesitornithidae
Product: mitochondrial ubiquitin ligase activator of nfkb 1-A-like
Exons: 5
Biological process (GO): organelle organization; protein ubiquitination
Molecular function (GO): ubiquitin-protein transferase activity
Source: RefSeq, a predicted model, not a curated record